Lolium rigidum is the source of this 546-nucleotide messenger RNA. RefSeq lists its product as uncharacterized. The transcript has a single exon. The record is from RefSeq and is a predicted model, not a curated record. Bases 1 to 546 code for a protein of 181 amino acids. NCBI's taxonomy places the organism in Eukaryota, Viridiplantae, Streptophyta, Magnoliopsida, Poales, Poaceae.
AUGCACCUGCCCGACGAUGUCGCUGAAGAAUCGCCAAGCGACGUCCCUCCUGCUGUUGAGAUGGUUGACGAGGAUGCCGUGCAGGUCCAGGAUCCUCAUGUCCUCCGGCGAGGUGACGAGGCAGCUCAUGAAGACGCCGUAGGCGGAGAUGUCUCGCGGGGUGUCCGGGUACGUCUGCUCGAACGCGAUCAGGUUCCGGAAGAACGAGUCGCUGAAGUCGUUGAGCUCCAGUUGUGGGAUCUCGAGCACGCCACGGGCGAACUUGAUGUCAAGGAAGCUCGUGGCGUUCUUCCUCAUCUUGAACCGGAUCCCGGCCUCCUUCAGCUCCUUGGCGCACGGGAUCCACUGCGGGAGCUCCGACAGCAGCUCGCCACUCUGACGAUGGCGGGAAUGCUGCUGGCGGUCAGUCGUCGGCAGGCCGACGGAGAGGUAGAAGAGGUGCAGCAGGUGGUGCACGUCGUCGCAUGUGAUGCUCGAGUUGUGCAGCAUCUGGGGACGAAGGGUCCGGAAAAGCCUGAGGCUGCCGCUCACAAGGAGCUCUUCUGA